AUGAUUUUUCAGUGUCAUGUGUGCGAUAAAGUCUAUCCUAAAAAAGGAAAUUUGAAUAGACACCUGUUAGAGGUUCAUGGACUGCAAAUAGAGCAGAAAAAAUUGUUUGUGUGCGCCCUGUGUAAUGAAAGAAGUACUUCUGAAAAGUGCCUGUUUGAACAUUUACGGUCGGCACAUGAGGUAGAUGUGAAAUCUGAAAUAUUACAUUUCAGCACCGCUGAUGAAUUUCAGAAGUGGAAGGAGGAAACUGAGCAGACAACGCUCUCAAAGUUCGUCAAACGUCGUGGUUCCCAUGCUAAGGUUGAUUCAGAAGUUGUUUCUUAUAUUUGUCACCGGUCUGGUAAGUUUGUGUCUAGAGGAAAAAACGUGCGAUGUCUUAAAUUGCAAGGUAGUAGUAAGAUUGAUGCACUGUGCCCUGCUAAGAUGAGAGUAGAUAUGAAAAAGAAUGGAACCUGCUGUGUGAAAUAUGUUUCAACCCAUGUUGGCCACAAAUCCGAGUUAUGCCAUCUGCAACUAACAAAAAGAGAAAGGGAAAGUAUUGCUGCAGAUAUAGCAAGUGGCAUACCAUUCUCUGUCAUAUUAGACAAAAUUCGAGAUACAGUUGUAGAUUCGAACUUGGAAAGGAUACAUUUGAUUACGAGACAGGAUCUACAUAAUAUAGAUCAGUCUUAUAAUUUGUCCUUCAAGUCAAUAAGACACCAUAAUGAUGCAAUAAGUGUAGAAGCAUGGGUAAAUGAAGUAAAUGGUGGAGACAGUCCUUGUGUGCUUUUCUAUAAACCACAGGAUGUAGUCCUUGAUUCGUACCCACAAUUAAAGCGCUCUGAUUUUGCAUUGAUAAUUAUGAACAAUGCUCAAGGCGAGAUAUUAAAGAAAUAUGGGAACGACUGCGUUUGUGUUGAUGGGACACAUGGUCUUAAUGGAUAUAAUUUUGAACUUAUAACUCUACUAGUGCUAGACGAUCUAAGACAAGGGUUUCCAUGCGCGUUUCUAAUAUCUAACAGGAAUGACUCCCAGAUGCUGUCCAUAUUUUUCCAGCACAUAAAGAGGCAGGUUGGAUCAAUUUCGCCAAAUGUUUUUAUGUCGGAUUUGGCCGAGUCUUUCUUUAUUGCAUGGAAUGAUGUCAUGGCAGCUCCAUCUAUGCGACUUUAUUGUACAUGGCAUGUUGAUAGAUGUUGGAGGAAGAAUAUCAAAUGUAAGAUUCAAGGUGUAGAAAAACAAGGUGAAGUAUACAAGCAAAUCAGAACUUUGAUGCAUGAGCAGGAUGUAGAUUCAUUUGAUGAGAUGUUAAAUAUUGUGCUAGAGAGAUUGGAAUGUGAUCCUGAUACAGUUCAAUUUGCCACAUACUUCCGAGACAACUAUGUUGGGAAUGCAAAUUCUUGGUCAUAUUGCCAUAGAUUGAAUGCUGGAAUCAAUACCAACAUGCAUAUAGAAAGAAUGCAUCGCACUAUUAAAUAUAUAUAUCUAGGUAGUAAAUGUGUCAAGCGUUUGGACAAAGCUAUUUUUGCAUUGAUGUCAUUUGUGAAGCACAAGCUGUUUGACAGGCUUAUUGUGCUAAAUAAAGGUAAACUGACGAGUAAACUUAAGGACAUUCGGCUUCGGCAUAAAUCAGGGAAUAAUAUUAAGGAGGACUUCAUUACUAUGGAGUUUUCUGGUUGGAAAGUGCGUUCUUCUUCAAGAAGGUCAACAGAUUAUUUUGUAUAUGAUAAUGACUUUCAGUGCAACUGCAGAUUGAUGUGCAUUAAAUGCAGGGCUUGUAUUCAUAGGUAUUCUUGUACAUGUAUUGACUAUACCAUCAAAUGGAAUAUGUGCAAGCACAUACAUAGUGUUUGCCAGAUUCAGUUAAAGCAGCAACCUUCUGAACACCUAAGAAAUAGUGAAGUUACACUUACUGAGAGUGAAGAUAUUUCUGUUGUAGACGAGAAAACAGAAAUACUAGCGGAGGUAACGAAAAAAAGUGUUAAUGAUUCAGUACCUUUGCAACUGUAG
Messenger RNA from Schistocerca americana (American grasshopper), 1986 nucleotides. RefSeq lists its product as uncharacterized. NCBI's taxonomy places the organism in Eukaryota, Metazoa, Arthropoda, Insecta, Orthoptera, Acrididae. The record is from RefSeq and is a predicted model, not a curated record. The coding region runs from base 1 to 1986 and encodes 661 amino acids. The transcript has 2 exons.